Cylindrotheca closterium is the source of this 480-nucleotide messenger RNA. NCBI's taxonomy places the organism in Eukaryota, Bacillariophyta, Bacillariophyceae, Bacillariales, Bacillariaceae. The record is from the annotation of a GenBank genome assembly.
AUGGCUCGCAUCAUCUUCACCAAGAUCAUUUUGUUGUUGAGUAUCAUCAUGCUCAUCUCUUCUUGUUGUUCGGCCAAUUCCUCCCAAGAGACUGUUUCCAACAUGGCGCACAAUAAGUUUCAAAACAGUGGAAAUACCAAAGUCUUCCAUCAGCAUACAGAGCUUCGGGAAAACGCAACACCAAUGGUAGAAAGGACUGAUGCAGCAGACGGUGCUGAUCGCUUCCCGGAACUCCCUCCUGAUUUGGAGGCAAAACUUCGUGCACGUACCUUGGAAGGGAAUGCACUCUUUCGUGUAAAUAGAAAGAAGGCCAGAGCGAAAGCAGCAGCAAGCGCAAAUUCCAACCUUGAGACUACCAGAAAGUGGAAAAUGAUACUAGGCGGCAUCGACAAGGUCACUACUGCCAAGAAAGAGGAGGACGAAGAAAUUCGCACUAGCCAGCAUGGCCUGCGGGGAACUCGCACUGCUGGAAAGAACUAA